UGAGCGAGGGAGACAGCAGACCGAAACCAGCGGCGACGCCAUGGAGUCCGGGAAGUGGGGUGUGCUGGGGUCCCUGUGCUGGCUGUGUGCGGCUGUGCUGUGCCAGGAAGUCAUCACCGUGAAAGAAGGAGACAAUGCGGAGUUUAAGUGCAACUAUCCCAGCAGUAUGCAGAACCCGCGUAUUGAAUGGAAGCAUAAUUCCGGCCAGGACGUCAGCCUUGUGUACUACGGAGACGCCCUGACAGCACCCUACAAAGACCGCGCUGAUUAUUACCCCCAAGGCCUGCGGCUCAGGAGUGUGACCCGCAAGGACAAUGGUGACUACGUGUGCGAAGUCACCAACACUGUGACCGGAGCGCUGCCCGCCUACACUGAGAUCACAUCCAAGCUGGUGGUGCCAGUUGCCCCAUCGGUGCCCAUCGCUCGGGUGCCAACCUCUGUGACAACUGACAGCGUGGCAGAACUUGCCUGUAUGGAGAAGGAUAGCUCACCGCCUGCUACAUUUGUAUGGUACAAAGACAACAUCCCGAUGCCCGAUAAUCCCAAGACCAGCCCCACCUUUCAGAACGCCAGCUACACCAUAGACCAAAGCACUGGAGUUCUGAAAUUUAACCCUGUUAUGAAAUCUGACGCUGGAGAAUUUUAUUGUGUGGCGUCGAACAGCCAGGGGCAGCAGUCCUCCGCCGCCGUGCGCAUGGAUGUCAACGAUGUUAAUGUUGGUGGGAUUGUGGCCGCGGUCAUCGUCGUUCUCCUCAUUCUGGGAUUGAUUGCAUUUGCCCUGUGGUUUGCAUACAGCCGCGGAUACAUUGGGAAAAAAAGCAAGUAA
Pseudophryne corroboree (corroboree frog) is the source of this 826-nucleotide messenger RNA. RefSeq names its product F11 receptor (gene F11R). The record is from RefSeq and is a predicted model, not a curated record. Gene Ontology annotation, cellular component: bicellular tight junction. The transcript has 9 exons. Gene Ontology annotation, biological process: establishment of endothelial intestinal barrier; cell adhesion; intestinal absorption. Lineage: Eukaryota; Metazoa; Chordata; Amphibia; Anura; Myobatrachidae. Bases 41 to 826 code for a protein of 261 amino acids.